This is a messenger RNA of Alosa sapidissima (American shad), 1744 nucleotides long. Its product is annotated as tumor necrosis factor receptor superfamily member 14-like. The coding region runs from base 243 to 965 and encodes 240 amino acids. Gene Ontology annotation, cellular component: external side of plasma membrane. Lineage: Eukaryota; Metazoa; Chordata; Actinopteri; Clupeiformes; Clupeidae. Gene Ontology annotation, biological process: negative regulation of alpha-beta T cell proliferation; positive regulation of cytokine production involved in immune response; positive regulation of T cell migration. Gene Ontology annotation, molecular function: protein binding. The record is from RefSeq and is a predicted model, not a curated record. The transcript is spliced from 8 exons.
ACACACACACACACAGGAGGAUUAGAAUGAGAUACUUUCCACUGCAGCUGGUCUUUCACUUUCACUUGAAGGGGAACUGCAAGCAAAUCAGGUUGCUACUUUUGCCGAGAAAUAAGGACAGAAUUUGAGGACACAUGACAAGUACCAGGGCCCAAUGUGCAUUUAGGUGCCAGACUGCAUGGAGGAUGGACAUGAGACUUUCCAGACUACCCCUAAUCCUGCUGAGCUGAAUACUGGACAUAAUGUGGAGAUUCCUGACAGCGUUGACCACAGUUGUGUGUCUUCCUGGUUCCUGUGGGAUAUGCAUGGGCUUCUGUGGUCCAGCCGAGUAUGAAGUACAAGAGGAAUGCUGCCCUAUGUGUGGCUCUGGAUAUUAUGUAUAUAAACACUGCACAGAGCAUAGCAGCACAUUAUGUGCUCCUUGUACUGCAUCUACCUACACGGAUGCACAGAGUGGGCUGGUAUCAUGCAGGUUAUGCACCGAAUGUGACUCCACUGCAGGUCUAAGAGUGAAGAGGGCCUGCAGCUCCACCUCAGACACACUCUGUGAGCCUCUGGAAGGUCACUACUGCACUGACCCAAUCAAAGAUGGCUGCAGAGGAGCUGUGGAACACACAAAGUGCUCACCAGGACAGUACAUCAAACACAAUGGUACCUCAUCUUCAGAUACUGUGUGUGGUGACUGUGGUGAGAACACAUACUCAGAUGGAUCAUUCACAUCCUGCAGACCGCACACACAAUGUGAACCGGGAUAUGAGCUUAUAAAGGAAGGGACAUCAUCAAAUGAUACUGAAUGCAAAAAGUCUUUGAUUGGAAUCAUAACAGCCACUGUCAUAGUGACCCUCCUAGUGAUCUUUAUCACAAUAGCAGCAAUAUUCAUUCAAAAGAACAGGAGAAUGCCUGAUGAAAAUGCAACAAGUUUUAGGUCAUCAUGCCUGUUGCCCUCUGCCCUGUCCACCACAUGAAGCUCUUGGGAGCCCUUCUUCCUCCUGUCUCUGAUUUUUGGACCCAGCGCCUGUGAGCCCAGCUCACAAGAUGAGGGUGUCUAAUGAUGUCUUCAAAGCCCUGUGCUGUUCCACACUCUCACUGCUGGACGCUGCAUCAACUGUGUAGCGCAUGGGGCAGUGAGAACUGCAUGAACUACAGUAGGUCUACUGAAGAACUCUACAGGACUGUUGGGAAAUAGUGUGCAGUACUGAAGAACUCUACAGGACUGUGUGGAGAUAGUGUGCAGUACUGAAUAACUCUAAAGGACUGUUGGGAAAUGGUGUGCAGUACUGAGGAACUCUACAGGACUGUGUGUAAAUAGGGACAUGUUGGGAAGUUGGGAAAACAAAAUCACUUAAAGGAACACGUCACUAUUUUAUGAAAUUGGGUUAUUCACCAUCUCCCCUAGAGUUAGAUAAGUGAGCAAAAGCAUAUUUGUCUCCGUGCAUGCAUUGUCUUAGUCCGGCAGCACCCCCGCUAGCUUAGCUUAGCAACAGUUAGCCAACAACAAAAAACCCUUGUGGCCUUCUGUGGUCCGUGCUGUGGCUAGUGAGACAAGGUACAUUGGCAUCACAAUAUACUUUCCACAUCACCUCAUACCUCAUAAUAGUAACCUCAUUAGCACUCAAUGCACUUUAUAUGCUUAAUAAACAUUUUAAAUAUUUUGGCUGUCCAUAUUCCUCUGUCCUAUGUACAGUAUGUGUGAAUAUAGAAUAUGCAGCAUGUGACAUUGCUAUAUGUUUACUCCAGACUGAUG